Messenger RNA from Magallana angulata, 3548 nucleotides. Its product is annotated as syntaxin-binding protein 1-like. Gene Ontology annotation, biological process: intracellular protein transport; vesicle-mediated transport; neurotransmitter secretion. The coding region runs from base 120 to 1970 and encodes 616 amino acids. Gene Ontology annotation, molecular function: syntaxin binding. The transcript is spliced from 17 exons. Lineage: Eukaryota; Metazoa; Mollusca; Bivalvia; Ostreida; Ostreidae. Gene Ontology annotation, cellular component: secretory granule; plasma membrane. The record is from RefSeq and is a predicted model, not a curated record.
UCAUGAUAAUGUUCAAAGUUAACUCAUAAAAAAAUUCAAAAGAAGAAGAACUUGUUCCUUGCGAUACUUUGAUUUUAUAUCAUUUUAAAUAUUUGCUGCUGGACUGUAAAAAAUUCAAGAUGUCGCUCAAACAGGCAGUUCACGAAAAGAUUAUGUCUGAUGUAGUUCAGGCAGUAAAAAAGAAUGGAGAAUGGAAAGUAAUGAUUGUAGAUCAGCUGAGUAUGAGGAUGAUAUCAGCAUGUUGCAAGAUGCAUGAAAUAAUGACAGAAGGAAUAACAUUGGUUGAAGAUAUAAACAAGAGAAGAGAAAGAUUGCCGAAACUUGACGCUGUUUACCUUAUAACACCGACAGAAAGGUCUGUCAAUUUACUAAAGCAGGACUUCAGCCACCCUAUAAACAACCAAUACAGAUCAGCACAUGUUUUUUUUACAGAAGCUUGUCCUGAUGUUCUUUUUAAUGAAUUGUGCAAGUCCUCAAGUGCAAAAUACAUAAAAACUCUGAAAGAAAUAAACAUAGCAUUUCUGCCGUAUGAAUCUCAGGUCUAUCAUCUGGAUUCAGCAGAGACUUUCCAGUAUUACUAUAACCCACUACGACAGUCAGGGCGGACGAUGAAUCUAGAACGAUGUGCUGAACAGAUCGCCACGUUGUGUGCCACCCUCGGAGAGUAUCCAAGUGUCAGAUACAGAAGUGAGUUUGACCGGAAUGCUGAGUUUGCUCAGAUGGUACAACAGAAGCUGGAUGCUUACAGAGCUGAUGAUCACACUAUGGGAGAGGGGCCCCAGAAAGACCGCUCACAACUUCUAAUCAUUGACCGAGGAUUUGACCCCAUCUCUCCUCUAUUACACGAACUGACCUUUCAAGCCAUGGCGUAUGAUCUACUACCAAUUAUAAACGAUGUGUACAAAUAUGACAACACCAGUGGAGAGAUCCACGAGAAGGAAGCUCUCCUGGAUGAGAAUGAUGAAUUAUGGGUGGGUCUGAGGCAUCAGCACAUCGCUAUAGUGUCCCAGCAAGUUACAAAGCAGUUAAAACAGUUUGCCCAGGACAAGCGGAUGAACGAUGGGGAAAAGGCUAACAUUCGGGAUCUGUCACAAAUGUUGAAGAAGAUGCCACAGUACCAGAAGGAACUCAGCAAGUACUCCACACAUCUCCACUUAGCAGAGGACUGUAUGAACAAGUAUCAGAAACAUGUGGAUAGACUGUGUAAAGUUGAGCAGGACUUGGCAAUGGGAACAGAUCCUGAAGGGGAGAAGAUCAAAGAUCACAUGAGAAAUAUUGUUCCCAUUCUUCUGGACCAGAACAUCAUGGCAUAUGACAAAGUGCGCAUCAUUCUGCUCUAUGUUAUACACAAAGGAGGAAUCACGGAGGAGAACUUGGCCAAGCUAGUACAGCAUGCUCAGAUCCCGAUGGACGUGAAGUGUAUCAUCACCAACAUGCAGAACCUGGGGGUGCCUAUCAUACAGGAUCCUCAAGGUAACAAAAGUUUUAGUGUGGGGAUAAUCGAGGAUUAUGGGACAUUUCAAGGCAUUGCCCAGGGAGGCAAGAAGAAGUCCCAGCCCUAUCAGCCCUUCAACAGGAAAAACAAGGUGGCUGAAAAUACUUACCAGAUGUCACGGUGGACCCCCUACAUCAAGGACAUAAUGGAGGAGGCUGUAGAUGACAAGUUGGACUCCAGACAGUUCCCGUUCCUGUCCGGCGGAGCUCCCAGGACGGGUGGGGGCUACAGAGGACCACCGAUCAGUGCUCGUUAUGGACACUGGCAUAAAGACAAGAGCCAGGCUGGCUACAAGAGUGGACCGCGGCUAAUCAUAUUCGUGAUUGGGGGCGUGGCUUACUCCGAAAUGAGGUGUGCCUACCAGGUGACACAGGCCUGCAAGAACUGGGAAAUUCUGAUUGGCGCCACCCAUCUGCUGACCCCUGAAGGGUUCCUCGAGGACCUGAAAGGCCUCUCCAACACUCCUGGAAACUGAGCGGAAAUUUCCGGAGGUUCUGUGUACACAGGCUUAGUGACCCGCACUUGACAAGCAUCCGUCAGACCCAGACAAUGCCGCCAUUGUCUGUGUCUGUGAAUCGCGUCAUUCUCAAGUAAACUUUAAUUGGUCUCUUUGUUACCAAAAACUAGGAUUUUAUGUAGAAUAAAUAUUUUCAAUGUAUUAAACCUGGGACUGUAUUAGACUUUAAUUGUGGUUGAAUUAUAAUGUGUGGGACAACACAAAGAUUGCUGAUGAUGCUUCAUCUGUAUGUUUGUUUAAAAACUGCACCCAUAAUCAGUAGACAGUUGUAGAAAAAUAUGUAUUUGACUGCCACAGUACAAGAAAACAUCCUAUUAAAGUAUGUUGAAUACUGCAGUCUUUAGAAUCAACAUGUUGAAUAUGUUUUCACCAGUUGAAGCUUGUUAAGUUUCCUGUUUAUGAUGCAUACAUUAUGUAUAGUCUAAGAACUUUGUUAUAACUAUGUUCUUUUUUAUAUUUCUAGGAUUAGUCUGUGUAGAGUUUUAUGUGCAAUAUUGAUUUUCUUUAUUUUCUACACAGAUUAGUAUGUAUAGAACCAAAUACUCGGCUGACUGCGGCAGCCAUAUUACUUUGUGUUGACCUUUCUACAGCCCAUCUGCUUUGUUAAUACAUAUUGGCAUUUUCAUGUUUUGUAUUAAUGAUAACAAUAUUGUGUUAUCUUAUUUCAGAGAUGGGUGGAAUAUCUGCAAUAUAACUUGUAGCGAAGUAGCUGUUUGUGAUUUCAUAGAUUAAAAAAAAAUUAUUUGUUACUCUAUGUCUCUUAGCUUUGUCAUGUAUGUAUAGCAUAGAAUAAUUUUUAUACAGUAGCCAUUUUGAAAUAUUCAUUGUGCUUAUGUGUAAAAUUUUAAAUCAACUCCAUGAUAUUGUUGCCCUGUUUGGCUAAGUAGCUUAAGCAUGUGACUGAUAUCUCUGGUCCCUCCCUGUGUACUGGAAUUCCUUUGAGCAGUCAUUAUAACCAAUUAUUAUGACAUCAUGUUGUUAAUUACAAACACACUGUCUAGUCUAUUCUGACUUCUCGUUUAUAAUAAUGUUACUAAAAAAUUGUCUUGUUUACAAUUGAACGAAAUGGAAUUAUUCUGUGUAUGCAUGACAAUGUAGAAUUAGACAAAUAUCCCUGUAAAUCUAUAAGCGAUAUUUCUGUGUGAACAGCACUGAUAAAGUAGCAAGAUUAGUGCCAUGUCAAGGAGCAAGGCUUAGAAGGAUAUUAUAGGAAGAACAAUCGGUCAAUCCAUCUCCAAGUUGAAACAAUCAGAAAUGUAACACCCCCCUCCCCCACCCCAUCUGUACAGUCUGUUGACCUUUGGAUGUUUCGCUUUAACUUUUUAAUUUUAUUACUAGUUCCUGCUAGGGUUAUCACAGUUUGUGUAAUAAAGCUCUUCUUAUCUUGUUUGUUGCAGUAUGACCUCAGUUUCCCCAGCUUUUAGAUUCUAUAAGGUCCGUGGGACAUCCUUCUAAGUCCGGCUCACUUUCUACAUUCCUUUCUUUAGUGUACUAUGUUGUGUCCAAUACAAUGAAAUUAAUAAAAAUAUACAAGUA